Molecule: messenger RNA, 500 nt
Organism: Triticum aestivum (bread wheat)
Lineage: Eukaryota; Viridiplantae; Streptophyta; Magnoliopsida; Poales; Poaceae
Product: protein WIR1A-like
Exons: 2
Coding region: 64-291 (75 amino acids)
Source: RefSeq, a predicted model, not a curated record
GCAAACUCACACGAGCUCACACAAGCUAGUAAGCCAGCCCACACGAGCUCCAUCGACCAUCGGAUGGGGUCCUUCGCCAGAGCUGCCCGUUUCCUGGUGCUCCUCCAGAUCGUCCUGUUCGUCAUCUCCGCCGUGCUCAUGAGCGGCCCCGUCUGCCAUGGAGCCCGCCCAGGGAUCAGUGGUGGAGCUCUCGACCCUAACCGGCCAACAGUUACAGUUCCGCCUGGUGACCCCUACACCGGUCGUCGGUGCGGCAGCUUGUACAGGUGCCCACCAGGUGUUCAGCCCUGAUACCCGCACAAACACCUGUCCCGAACAAUGGACGGAUUGCACCGCCUGGAUGCAUGCCUUCAUCUAGUUAUAGCAGUACAAGUUGUUGGAAUAUUAGGCAAGUUCAUGAUUAAUUCCAGUAAAUAAUUCAUGACUAGAAGAGAUACUAGCAUGCAAUAAUCUAGCAAACUAGAAGAACAGCAAGACAUGCAUAACAGCAGCAAACACAU